GGCCGAUUUAGUGUUGCCAAUCAACCUAUCCCCAGGUGCAUGUCUUUGGAAGUGGGAGGAAGCCGGAGGGAACCCACGCAGUCACGGGGAGAACAUGCAAACUCCACACAGAAAGAUCCCGAGCCUGGAUUUGAACCCAGGACUGCAGGACCUUCGUAUUGUGAGGCAGACGCACUAACCCCCUCUGCCACCGUGAAGCCCAGGUGUUGGAACUAAGCGCUGAUGGCAGGUGCACAAGAGAGCCGCCAGUCCCCGAAGGACGCCAUCAAGUUCUCCAUCAAGAACCUGCUCAGCACGGAGGACCACAGGAGCCCAGGAUGCAGGCCCAAAAGCUCCGUGCAGGGCGGCCCGUCCAAGGGGCUUCUGGAGGGAAGCUUCUUCUCCCGGCUCGCCGACUUGUCUCUGCCGGGCUUGGAGCUCCUGCCCCCGCCGCGGCUCGGCCUGUCCGCGGCCCCUUGGUGGUACCCCUACAGCCUCGGUGCUCAUCUCAAAGCUGCAGGCUCAGACAAGGAGCAAUUGCUGCUGCACGACAGGCGCACCCCUGACCCCCCCAAGAGUGACCCCAAAGAAGAAAGCGCAGAAGACGAUGAAAGCGACCUCGACGAAGCCAAGACGAAGGACCCGGAGGACGACUGGACGAGGAAGCCUCAUGACGACGAUGCCGGCGACCCCUUGGACUCCGCGGACAAGAAGCCGUGCAGGAAGAAGAAGACCCGCACCGUGUUCUCCAGGAGUCAGGUGUUCCAGCUGGAGUCCACCUUCGACAUCAAGCGCUACCUGAGCAGCUCGGAGAGGGCCGGCCUGGCCGCCUCGCUGCGCCUGACCGAGACCCAGGUCAAGAUCUGGUUCCAGAACCGCAGGAACAAGUGGAAGAGGCAGCUGGCCGCGGAGCUGGAGGCGGCCAACAUGAGCCACGCCGCGGCACAGAGGAUUGUGCGGGUGCCGGUGCUGUAUCACGACAACGGAGCACCGGAGAGCGGCGGCAGCCCGGCUGCAGGCUCCCCCGGAAACCAGACGUCUUUUUUGGCCUUUUCCCACCACAUGUACUAUCCACAUCCGCUCCCACUACUGAGGCCUGUCUGACACUUUCUAUAUCAUCCUUUAAUGUGCUCUUCCUUCAUCUUUUUCUUGUUGUUGUUGUUGUUAUUUGUCAUGAAAUGCUCCAAAGUGCUUGAAUAUAUUUUCAUGUGCAAAAUUGUACAUAAUGUA
Messenger RNA from Nerophis ophidion (straightnose pipefish), 1209 nucleotides. It is a transcript of the gene hmx3b, whose product is annotated as H6 family homeobox 3b. NCBI's taxonomy places the organism in Eukaryota, Metazoa, Chordata, Actinopteri, Syngnathiformes, Syngnathidae. Gene Ontology annotation, cellular component: nucleus. The transcript has 3 exons. Gene Ontology annotation, molecular function: RNA polymerase II transcription regulatory region sequence-specific DNA binding; DNA-binding transcription factor activity, RNA polymerase II-specific. The coding region runs from base 223 to 1083 and encodes 286 amino acids. The record is from RefSeq and is a predicted model, not a curated record. Gene Ontology annotation, biological process: regulation of transcription by RNA polymerase II.